AUGCUGGAUGGCCCGUUAUUCUCCGAGGGGCCCAACAGCCCCCGGGAGCUACAGGAUGAGGAGUUGGGCAGCUGCCUUUGGGUGCAGAAGUCCAAGCUGCUGGUGAUUGAAGUGAAGACUAUUUCCUGUCAUUAUAGUCGCGCCCCUUCUCGACAGUCCAUGGACGUCCAGGCCAGCUACUGGGCCCGUGGGCCCCAGAGCCGCACGUGUAGGCUACGCCCAGGAUCCCCUGAGCCGCCACCCCGCCGACCCUGGGCCACCAGGGUGCUGCAGGAGGCGACCAACUGGCGGGCGGGGACCCUCGCCGAGGUCCGAGCCCGGGAACAAGAAAAAAGGAAGGCGGCGUCGCAGGAGCGGGAGGCCAAGGAGACCGAGAGAAAAAGGCGCAAGGCUGGCGGGGCCCGACGGAGUCCCCUAGGUCAGCCCCGCCCAGAGACCCGGAACGCCCUUCGGGCGGCCCAACCAACAGGGUUCCCAGUUUUCUCCAGACCAGAGCGCUUCGGGCAGGUGGGGCGAGCGCCCCGUCCAUCCGCGCUCCAGCAGAGCGACCCAGGGGUGGCAUGGGCGGGGCCGUGGGGAGGUAGGAGACCAGGGCCCCCUAGCUACGAGGCCCACCUGCUGCUGAGAGGCACUGCAGGCACAGCCCCAAGACGCCGCUGGGACCGGCCGCCACCCUAUGUGGCUCCACCUUCUUAUGAAGGCCCCCACAGGACCCUGGGGACUAAGCGAGGCCCGGAGCUCUCCCGGGCGCCCACCUCAUCAGCCCCAGUUCCAGUCGCCACCAGGACAGAGGCAGGGCGCGCGAAGAAGAGGCUGGAUCCUCGAAUCUACCGGGAUGUUCUAGGGGCUUGGGGUCUCAGACAGGGACGGGGACUCUUAGGAGGAGCUCCAGGCUGUGCAGCGGCCAGAGCCAGGCCAGAGUCCUGCAAAGGGGCGAUAGAGAAAAGCUCGGGCCUAGCUGCUGCUGGCCUGAAUAGUGGUGGCGAGGGCCGUCCCCAAGCCAAAGCUACUGGCAGUCCAGGCACUACGGAGGCAGCUCCAGCUGGGUCUACGACCCGCAGCCCCCCAUGUCCUGCUCCCAGGUCCAGGCAGCACCUCAAGGGCUCAAGGGAAAGGAAAGAAGGAAGUGAACAUAUCUGGCUUCCCAGGUGUUGGCUUUCCUCCCCUACAAAGCCUCCAGUUAGGCACAGCCAGACUCUCCCCAGACCCUGGGCUCCUGGGGGCACCGGGUGGAGAGAGUCCCUGGGUCAAAGAGAGGGGACAGAACAUGAAACCCUGGAAAUUUGGAAGGCGACCCGCCGCGCCCACACCCUGCCCCGCAGUUCCCGAGGCCCCUCUCGUAGAGAAGGCAUCUUUGUCAUUGAUGCCACGUGCGUGGUGAUAAAGUCCCAGUAUGUUCCGACCCUUCGGACCCAGCAGGUGCAACUCUUGCCCUCUGGGGAACCAUGCAUUGUGAACGACAGCCCCAGGCAACCCAAGCCCUGCCACGAGGAGGGUGAGGGGGUCGCUGCCAAUCCCUCAGUUUGCCAAAAUCUACUGUUGAGCAGUGACAUCUCAAACCAGCUGGGCGGGGGUCGCGAGUGCGAACGCCAGGGACGGAUGAGCCCUGGGGGGAUUCUUCCACUGGAGGACCGCGCCUCCUGCAGUUUAGGGUUCCCUGUCGGCGAAGUGAACCUACGAGACGCCCCCACGCAGCCAGGUAGCCCUGAGCACCCGACCUUAGGCCCAGCGGCUCCGGGAUGCGCGGGCAGCGUGAAGGGCUCAGAAGCGGUUGGGGUCCUGCGGCGCACGGGCGGGGGCUGGGCGCGGACUCCAGGACCCUACGCUGGGGCGUUGCGGGAAGCCGUGUCCCGCAUCCGCCGCCACACCGCCCCAGAUUCGGACUCAGAUGAAACUGAGGAGCUCAGCGUCCAUAGUGGCUCCUCUGAUGGAAGCGACACAGACGCCCCAGGCGCCUCCUGGCGGAAUGAGAGAACCCUGCCUGCGGUUGGAAACACCCAUCCCAGGGAAGGCGGGAAGAGAGCCGAAGUGAGCGACAGCAUCCGGGAGAUUCUAGAUGUCAUCAGUCAAACUGAGGAAGGCCCCUUCGGGGAGGACACCAGGAAAACGCCACAGGGGAAAAGAGAGAGAGAGUGA
This is a messenger RNA of Arvicola amphibius (Eurasian water vole), 2136 nucleotides long. RefSeq names its product dendrin (gene Ddn). The record is from RefSeq and is a predicted model, not a curated record. NCBI's taxonomy places the organism in Eukaryota, Metazoa, Chordata, Mammalia, Rodentia, Cricetidae.